Molecule: messenger RNA, 1597 nt
Organism: Hippocampus comes (tiger tail seahorse)
Lineage: Eukaryota; Metazoa; Chordata; Actinopteri; Syngnathiformes; Syngnathidae
Product: DnaJ (Hsp40) homolog, subfamily C, member 7
Exons: 12
Coding region: 35-1366 (443 amino acids)
Molecular function (GO): protein binding
Source: RefSeq, a predicted model, not a curated record
GCAUGUGACCCCGCCCCUUCACAUUCACGUCAAAAUGGCGGCGGAGCGGUGCGAUACUGUGAACAUGGAUCCUGACAUCGAAUUCCUCAGCGACGAUGAACUGGAACGGGAAGCAGAUGGCUACAAAGAGCAAGGCAACGCUUUCUACAUCCAGAAGGAUUAUGCAGAAGCCUUCAAUUAUUACACCAAGGCCAUCGACAUGUGUCCAAAGAACGCCAGUUACUACGGCAACCGAGCGGCCACGCUGAUGAUGCUGUGUCGGUACCGCGAGGCUUUGGAGGAUUCCCAGCAAGCUGUGAGGCUGGACAAUUCCUUCAUGAAGGGGCAUCUGCGAGAGGGCAAGUGCCAUCUGUCCCUCGGCAACGCUAUGGCGGCGUCGCGCUGCUUCCAGAAGGUCCUAGAGUUGGAGCCAGACAAUAGCCAAGCCCAGCAGGAGCUCAAGAGUGCCGAGUCCAUCCUGGAAUACGAGCGGAUGGCAGAGAUCGGCUUCGAGAAGAGAGACUACCGCAUGGUGGUCUUCUGCAUGGACCGAGCUUUGGAGUCGGCCUCGGCAUGCCAUCGGUUCAAGAUACUGAAAGCCGAGUGCUUGGCACUGCUGGGACGCUACCCGGAAGCUCAGUCCGUAGCCAGUGACAUUUUAAGAAUGGACUCCACCAACGCAGAUGCGCUGUACGUACGCGGCCUUUGUCUGUACUACGAGGACUGCAUAGACAAGGCAGUCCAGUUCUUCGUGCAGGCCCUGCGCAUGGCUCCGGACCACGAGAAAGCGCGGCUUGCUUGCAGAAACGCCAAGGCACUGAAGGCCAAGAAGGAGGAGGGCAACAAGGCCUUCAAGGAGGGCAGCUUUGACGCCGCCUACGUGCUCUACUCGGAGGCGCUGACAAUAGACCCCAACAACAUCAAGACCAACGCCAAGCUGUACUGUAACAGAGCCACUGUGGGUUCCAAGUGUGUGUGUGUUGUAGAGCACAAGCACUUGCUAGAACACGCACAGCUGGAGCUGAAGAAAAGCAAGCGAAAAGACUACUACAAGGUGCUCGGCGUGGACAAGAACUCCACAGAAGAGGAGAUCAAGAAGGCGUAUCGCAAACGGGCGCUUUUACAUCACCCAGAUCGCCACAGCAGCGCUAGCGCGGAGGUGCAAAAGGAAGAGGAGAGGAAGUUCAAGGAGGUGGGCGAGGCCUUCAGCGUAUUGUCGGACCCCAAGAAGAAGUUGCGCUACGACAGUGGACAGGACCUGGAGGACGAGGGCAUGAACAUGGGCGAUUUUGACGCCAACAACAUUUUCAAGGCGUUCUUUGGCGGUCCGGGAGGUUUUAGUUUUGAAGCUUCCGGGCCAGGGAAUUUCUUCUUCCAGUUCGGUUAAGUGGUCUGCUCUCCCGCUAGUCCGGCACUACGUCAGGACUUGUUGACGCACGCCACCCCUCUCCCCACUGACCCGCCGUCUGUAUCCUUGAGCAGAUACGGAUCCUUGUCAUCUCCGCCAUCGACUCAAUGCAACCACACGUACAGACACGCACCAACCAAACACAAACUUGCCGUACAUGGAAGACCUUUGAAGUGAACGUCGUGCAGCUACUCUUUUUUUUUUUUUUUU